CUGCAUAAGGGAUCUGGAAAAUGAUUGCCAUCUGAUCAAACGGAGUACUCUCGAAGUGUCUCCUUAUGUGGGCCUUGGCAAUAAACGCUUUAGUUUGGCGGGCUUACAGAGAUGCCUGCAGAGCAGCAGCCGCUGGCCUAGUUUACCGGACAGUGGCUGCAUCCUGCCAUGGGUGAGAUGUGGAAGAGAAGGGAGGGAGACGAAGGUGUCUGUCCUGCCGCUCAUCAAGGCCUGGGAACUUAGAUGCUGGAUUUUCUUAGCGAGAGUAAAAGAGGCAUUCCCUCCUUCUUCCAUCCCCUACAGCUCUAAAAAUAGCUGUUCCGGGGCGCUGCGGAGAGGCUCCGCCUCUGCUGGGGGUGGGGGUGGGAGGCAGUGCAGACCCCGAGCCCUGAGCUACUAGCGUGGAGAGGCGUGCAGGAUCCUUGCAUUCGGCUAAUAGUGUCCGCCUGGCUGGCAGCAUCCUCGGGCUGCACUGCGGAGAUGGGGAAGCAGGCUUUGGAGCUGAGGUACGGUGAGGAUUUAAGGUCUCCAGCACUGACCCUGUGAUGAUUUGCUGUGAACCCUGGCAGCCCUUCCAUUCUGCUCAAGAAAUCUCAGGUCUUCUUUCAGCUCCUUGGCCAGUGGCCUUGGUGGCACUCUACCCCUGUGGUCAGUCCAGAGCCUCUCCUGCCCAUGCAGUAUUCAGCAGCCACUGUUGAGGGCCUUAGUGGCCCGCUGUCUGGGGCCUACACACUCCCCACCUUCAAGUUCCAGCCUCGCCGUGAGAGCAUAGACUGGAGGCGCAUCAGCGCUGUGGACGUGGACCGUGUGGCCCGGGAGCUGGACGUGGCCACCCUGCAGGAGAACAUUGCUGGCGUCACCUUCUGCAACUUGGAUCGAGAGGUGUGCAACCACUGUAGGCAGCCGGUGGACCCAGCGCUGCUCAAGGUGCUGCGCCUGGCACAGCUCAUCAUCGAGUACCUCCUGCACUGCCAGGACUGCCUGAGUGCCAGCGUGGCGCAGCUGGAAGCUCGGCUGCAGGCCAGCCUGGGCCAGCAGCAGCGUGGCCAGCAGGAGCUGGGGCGCCAGGCUGAUGAGCUCAAGGGUGUUCGGGAGGAGAGCCGGCGUCGGCGAAAGAUGAUCAGCACCCUGCAGCAGCUGCUCCUGCAGACCGGUGCCCACAGCUACCACACGUGCCAUUUGUGUGACAAGACAUUCAUGAAUGCCACCUUUCUCCGGGGCCACAUCCAGCGCAGGCAUGCAGGCACAACAGAAGUCGGAAAGCAGAAGCAGGAGCAGCCACUGGGGGAGGUGCUGGAGGAGCUGCGGGCCAAGCUCCAGUGGACCCAAGGGGAGCUGGAAGCCCAGAGAGAAGCUGAGCGGCAGCGGCAGGCCCAGGAAGUAGAGAUGACUCGUCAGAGGGAAAUAGAAGCUAGAAAAAAGUUUGAUGAAUGGAAAGAAAAAGAACGAAGCAAGCUUUAUGGGGAAAUAGACAAGUUGAAACAAUUAUUUUGGGAUGAAUUUAAAACUGUUGCCAACCAGAACUCUACGCUAGAAGAGAAGCUGAAGGCGCUGAAGUCCUACAGUAUGACCGAGUCCCACCUUGGGUCUCUGCGGGAUGAGGAGUCAGAGGAGCGACUCAAGCAGGCCCAGGAGCUCCAGGCCCUUCGAGAGAAGAUGGAAGUUCAGAAAACAGAAUGGAAGAGAAAGAUGAAGGCACUCCACGAAGAGCGGGCAGCUGAGAGGAGAGAGAUGCGGGAAGAGAAUGAGAGGCUCCAUGCCACCCUGUCUCAGGAUCAGAAGAAGGCAGCCGCUCAGUCUCAACGCCAUAUCAAUGCCCUCCGUGCCCAGCUUCAAGAACAAGCCAGGCUUAUCGCGUCCCAAGAGGAGACGAUCCAGACAUUGUCCCUCAGGAAGACGGAGGAAGUCCAAGAGUUGCCCAAGGCUGUUGUGGACACAGAGGAGGAGGACUCUUCUGAGGAAGAGCUGCAGGAGUCCCGUGAUGAGCAGCGGAAGGUGUUAGCAGCUCUGAGGCAAAACCCCACUUGGCUGAAGCAGUUCCGGCCCAUCCUGGAGGACACCCUGGAAGAGAAGCUGGAAGGCAUGGGGAUAAAGAGGGGCACAAAGGGAAUUUCAGCUCAGACUCUCCGACAUCUGGAGUCCCUGCUGAGAAGCCAAAGGGAGCAGACAGCCAGAAGCUUUCGUGAAUUUUGGCGUCUGAGGGAAAAACUCAAUAAGGAAGUGACCGGCAGAGCGAAGGAGAGAUGGGAGAGCACGGCUGUAGCGUCCCAGCCAGACGGCCAGCCUCCAGUCAAAAGCCAGCCGAUCGCGCUGGCCACACGGGAGGCCCGGCCAAAGACCAGGACCCUGAAUGUGGUGCUGCCGUCCAAGCCAGCCCUGCCUUCUACGCCAACUCUUCAGAGCCACAGCAGCCAUGGCCCUGGCCUCACCCAGGUGUCCACCCCCAUUCCACGCCCCCGAGUGCAUGGACCCUCCAGUACCCCUGUUUCCCCUGGGCCCGGGCUGAGCAGCACCCCCCCUUUUAGUUCUGAAGAGGAGCCAGAAGAAGACAUUGUGCAGCAAGUGUCUCUUCAGCCCCCCAAAGCUCUUUCCAGGUCUGCGCCCCAGCCGGAGGACAAGUGGGGCUGGUCUGAUUCUGAGACCUCGGAGGAGAGUGCCCAGCCCUCCGGCAAGGGCUCCGGUGGGCUGGCUUCCUCAGGAACACUGGUGCAGUCGAUGGUCAAAAACCUUGAGAAACAGCUUGAAACUCCAGCAAAGAAGCCGUCUGGAGGGGUCAGUGUGUUCUUAAGGCCCAACACUGCCCUACAGAGGUCUUCCACACCAGCAAGGAAGUCUCAGCUUUCUGAGGAUGAGAGUGACUUGGAGAUCUCAUCCUUGGAAGAUCUCUCCCAGGACUUGGACCAGAGAGGAACGCCAAAGCCUUUGUCUCGAUCAAAGCUCCCAGAAAAGUUCAAUGCCAGCCCUUGGAGUUCUGGCCGACCUAGGGUUCCUGGCUGGUGAUUCUGCUGUGGUUGCCAGAGGGCUUAGCCUCUUUGCCUGGCUGGGCUCACCCCAACAGAAGAGGCUGUUAGGCCUGUUGCUCCCACCAGCAGCCAAGAAAUCUUUCCCUUGAGGAGAAGCAGAGCAGGAGACAGACCUCUAUGCAUUCUCCCUGUAUGGACUGCUACCUCAGAGGGCCGGGGUCCUGCUGCUACCCCAAGAGGCUGGGUCCUGGAGCGCUGUCUUGUGUAAAUGUGAGAAGGAUUAUAACAGGACCUCCAAGUGUUUAUUCCAUGAUUCCCAUGUCCAGCCCAGACUUAAAGGAGUUACUAUUUCUAGGCCUUUUGUAAUUUGCAGGUCACCAUGGAGAUGGGUCCGGAGUCGUCAGUUACCUACUCUGGGCUGGACUCUCUCGCCUUUCACCACUGAGUUGGGGUGCAGACAGAGGUAGAUGGUGUGAAGUGUCCGCUGCCAGGGCCGAGCGUAGUAAUCUAGUGUUAGAUAUUAGAGAGUUAGGAGAGUAUGGAGAGGCUGCCUGUCCUCAUUUCAUUUCUGUUGCUGUGAUGAAACUCUGACCAAAAGCAGCUUAGAGGAGGAAAGGCUUUCUUGCGUUUACAAUUCCAGGUCACAGCCUGUCGCUGAGGGGGGCAAAGGCUGGAACUUGAGGGUCAGCCUGCUUCCUCUUCCACAUAGCAUUACCUCUGACCAAGGAAUUCACUUCACAGCCAAAGAAGCAGAGCAGGAACCAUGGAGGGACUGCUUGCUAACUGGCUCACAGCUGUAUAUACCCAGCUAGCUUUUGUAUACAGUUCAGGACCACCUGCCUGGGGAUGGUGCCACUCACAGUGGGCUGGGUCCUCCUAUGACCGUGAACAAUCAGGACAGUUUCUCACAGACAUUGUCCUGAAAGCAUUUCUUCUACUGACGGUCUCCUCUUGGACAGUUCUCAGUUGUGACAAAUUGAUAUUUAGAACUAACCAGGACACCAUUCAACCCAGACCAGGAUGACCUUGGAGAAGUUCCCAGAGUUGUUACACCUGGUGGAGCUUGUUGGUGGCCAAGAAGAAAGAGCAAUUUAGAUGAAGCCUCUUGUCCCCAUAGGACCACCAAUUUAAUUUUUGAAAUCAUUUCUGACAUUGAGUUUUUAUAUGUAGUUUUUUUAUAUGACUGAAUUUUUUUUGGAGGGGGGAGUUGAGUUUUUUUGAGACAGGGUUUCUCUGUGUAGCACUGGCUGU
Peromyscus leucopus (white-footed mouse) is the source of this 4214-nucleotide messenger RNA. It is a transcript of the gene Dzip1l, whose product is annotated as DAZ interacting zinc finger protein 1 like. The transcript is spliced from 17 exons. Bases 673 to 3000 code for a protein of 775 amino acids. The record is from RefSeq and is a predicted model, not a curated record. Gene Ontology annotation, cellular component: cytoplasm; ciliary basal body. Gene Ontology annotation, biological process: cilium assembly. Lineage: Eukaryota; Metazoa; Chordata; Mammalia; Rodentia; Cricetidae.